Messenger RNA from Pipra filicauda (Wire-tailed manakin), 3152 nucleotides. It is a transcript of the gene GBGT1, whose product is annotated as globoside alpha-1,3-N-acetylgalactosaminyltransferase 1 (FORS blood group). The record is from RefSeq and is a predicted model, not a curated record. Gene Ontology annotation, cellular component: membrane; vesicle; Golgi apparatus. Gene Ontology annotation, biological process: carbohydrate metabolic process. Bases 1172 to 2242 code for a protein of 356 amino acids. NCBI's taxonomy places the organism in Eukaryota, Metazoa, Chordata, Aves, Passeriformes, Pipridae. Gene Ontology annotation, molecular function: globoside alpha-N-acetylgalactosaminyltransferase activity. The transcript has 8 exons.
UGUAGGGUGUGUCCCUCAUGCCGUGGGUGCCACCAAGGGAACCCCUGGGAUCGAUGGGAUUCAGAGGGGCAAAAAUAAAGGAAAAGGAGUGCAUAGAGCAAACAAGAUGCUUGUGGUUUGAAUGGAUUAGGAGCUGCCUUGAGGUCUUCAUGUUUGGGUGAAAUACCUUUUUAGCAGCUUUGUAAUCAUUCAUUUCAUACUUGGGACCUCUAAGAAAUUCCAGCAAGAACCCGAGUGCAAUCUGAGUUUGAGAUGCAGGCUUUGUUCUCAAGAGAAGGCAGUUCUUUCCUUUUGGGAGCUAAUGAAAGGGAGAGGAAGAUCUUGCAUCUUUAGCAAAAUUUAAAUAUUGCUGAUAGUUUGAUUUCAGAAGCCUUUAAAAGGAACACAGAGAAUUGUUCAUAUAGUUCUAUUGUCAAAGGCAGAAAAUAAGUAGCCUCUGCACAAUCUUCUGACACAAGGGAGCAGCAGCUGGAUUUAGGUAAAGUAAAACUAUUUCAUCACUAUCAACUUCAUGCAGAAAUACAGGUGUAAACUUGAGCAGCUGUUUGCCCAGGCCAAGGGAGAAAGUACAGCUCAGCUGCUGCAAUUCACUGUGGGGGAGAUUGGUGGGGACAGUCCGGAAGAUAAAGCCACUGCUCUGAGAGGAGUCAAAUCUUGCAGGUGUCCUGAUCCUGGCUGGUGUAACCUGAAGUUUGUUCUAAGGUCAGUGAUGUUACAGACUGAGCCCAAUAGAAUUUUCUCUUAGUAGCAUUGAAAUAAGCUAUUUUUUUGCCAUAUCAAUAAAGCUCUGACGAAUGUGCUGGGAGUGAAACGCAGGCUGGGCAGUGCUUCCCAGCUGGAUCCCUGCCAGAGUACAGUUAACUCCUGGUGGUGCACCUGUAAUAUGAGACUCGGAAAAGUGAGAAACCCCAGCAGUGGAUUUGUGCCGAGGUCUGUGUUCAAGCCUCAGGUGUGACUGAACACGCCCGUGUCACAGGAGCCAAAGGCAGCUCGUUUAAUACCAAAGUCCAGCAAGGAAACCUCUUCCUCGGCAAAGAUGGAGCCCUUCCCGUGGAUAUCUUCUCUUUCUCCACGUUCUGGACGACACUGCACUCACAGCUCGCCACUUCAGUUCUAGGAAUCUGAAAUACAGGGAGUGUCUCUGGCAGCUAUUUUCUGUGGAAGAUUGAAAAUGGUGGAAGCCAGAAGUUGCCCUUCCUUCUACUCUUUCCUGAUUUCCAGGAAAGUGGUGGCAUCUCUUGUCUGUCUGGUGGUUGUUACUGCAGUUAUCUGGAUUACAGCUGGGAGUGGAAAAGUGCACUACCUUCCCUACUACCUUCCUUGCCCUGAAAUCUUCUCCAUAAAACUCCAAUAUACAGAAGAGAAGCUAAUCCAGCUUUUCCCCCAAUUAUUUUAUCAGCAGCCAAGAGUGCUGGCGCCAAAGCGCCAGGAUGUGCUGACAGUCACACCAUGGCUGGCCCCCAUCGUCUGGGAAGGAACCUUCAAUCCUGAGAUCCUGGACAGUGCCUACAGGCCACUGAACCUCAGCAUAGGGGUGACAGCCUUUGCCGUUGGAAAGUACACGAGGUUUGUGAGGCGCUUCGUGCAGUCGGCAGAGGAGCACUUCAUGAAAGGCUACCGGGUGAACUACUACAUCUUCACUGACAGCCCCGAGACAAUGCCCAGUGUCCAGCUGCAGCCUGGACGAAGGUUUGUCCUCGUCCCCAUCAAGAAAUACUCCAGCUGGCAGGAGAUCUCCAUGCGCAGGAUGGAGGCCAUAAACAAGCACAUAGCAGAGGUGAGCCACAGGGAGGUGGAGUAUCUCUUCUGCCUGGACAUCGACAUGGUGUUCCACAACCCCUGGGGGCCCGAGACCCUGGGGGACACAGUGGCAGCCAUACACCCUGGGUACUUCAGUGUCCCUCGGAACCAGUUCCCCUACGAGAGGAGGAGCUCCUCAGCAGCCUACAUCCCUGCUGGGCAGGGGGACUUCUACUACGGAGGAGCCGUGUUUGGAGGGCUGGUCAAGAAGGUCUUUGAGUUCACCAAGACUUGCCACAUGACCAUCCUGACGGACAAAGCCAACGGGAUCAUGGCAGUCUGGCAGGAAGAAAGUCACCUCAACAGGCACUUCCUCUCCCACAAACCCUCCAAGGUGCUUUCUCCGGAGUAUAUAUGGGAUGACAGGAAGCCAAAGCCCCCUGAAAUUCGCCUCAUACGUUUUUCCACGGUGGAUAAGAACUACAAAGAGAUAAGAGAUUGACCACCUGAUCCCUGCAGAGGUGUCCUCCCCACAGUCAAACCCAUGGAAAUGAACUCACACAGAACAUGCUCCACCAUGAGUUUUUGUUCCCAGUAUGGACAAACUGAGAAAGGAACGUGUGGACAGUUUCUCUGGAGAGAACAGGAGUCUAAAUGCAUUUCAGAAGCAGCAGCCAAAGUGUAGAUGAGACUGAAAAGGUUUCUAGGUUCCUAAUCUUUGUAAAUACAAGCAUCCUGCUUGAGGCUGCAGCACUCAAAAAGGCAUCCAAAAGGCCAGUUUUCCAAAGCAAGGAUGUAGAUGCCUUUGCCUGAGUGUUUUCCUGAGGCCCAGCAGAAACUUAACAAGGUCAAAAUGGUAUUUGACAUGCCUGUGGAGAAAAUCUAGAGUUUUGGUAAAGACUUUUUCACUUAAAAAGAAAAAGAAUUUUGCAGGGCAAUAAAUUUUCAUGCAUUGUGAUUUAAACUAAUUCCUUUUGUCAGAAUCAGGAGGAAACUUGCACUCGAAGCACGUUAUCCCUGACUUAUGUGCAGCAGGAUUUCUUGGACCUUCUCAGCAGAGAACUGGUGCCAGCCACUGCCAGUAAGAGCCUGGUCUGACAGGACAAAUAGUGUGAACUCACAUAGCAGUUAUCUUCCAAAUUCCAAUCUGUGCUUUGGAGACCCAAGUUUAGACAGAACUGGCACAGCUCAGACCCAGACUGAACUUCUUUGGGUUUAUUUCAAUCACAGAUGUGCUCUGAACCUUUUCCCUGGGUCACAUGUCUCUGUGGAUCAUGUAAUCUUUUCCAACGCAGAAAAUCUGGUUCUGAGAGACGUUCCUGUUCCCAUCCUUUGCUUCAGCCCUUUCCAACUCCUCUAAGCUCUGAGAAAUAAAUUGGCGAGAAGCCGCCGGAGCUGACAGCAGGAGCUGA